Molecule: messenger RNA, 994 nt
Organism: Neocloeon triangulifer
Lineage: Eukaryota; Metazoa; Arthropoda; Insecta; Ephemeroptera; Baetidae
Gene: cni
Product: protein cornichon
Exons: 5
Coding region: 220-654 (144 amino acids)
Biological process (GO): endoplasmic reticulum to Golgi vesicle-mediated transport
Cellular component (GO): endoplasmic reticulum membrane; COPII-coated ER to Golgi transport vesicle
Source: RefSeq, a predicted model, not a curated record
UUCGACCACACCCCUCAGUUACUAAUUUAAGGCUCUCGGCGUAAUUCCGUAACUUUUUGCGCAAUUUAGCAUAUAAUUUCGAGUCCCUGUGACUUUUCCCGGAUAUUGUCCAUCGAGCUGGUUUAUAAGGUUUAUUCGAAGAUCUUGACCGUCAGAAAGGUUUCAUCUCGGCUCUCGCACCCGGUACAGGGCGUGAAAAACAAACAGCAUCUCAAAAGAAUGGCGUUUAGCUUCGCAGCGUUUUCCUACAUCAUUGCCCUGAUUGCGGACGCAUUCCUCAUCUUUUUCGCUAUAUUUCACGUGAUAGCAUUUGAUGAGCUCAAAACUGAUUACAAAAACCCCAUUGAUCAGUGCAACAGCCUCAACCCGCUCGUUUUGCCAGAGUACUUACUCCACAUAAUUUUCAAUCUGCUUUUCCUGAUAUCGGGAGAAUGGUUUUCACUCAUCAUUAACGUACCCAUGAUCGCCUACAAUAUAAAUAGGUACAGGACAAGACCUGUUAUGUCUGGACCUGGUCUCUACGAUCCUACCAGUAUUAUGAAUGCAGACACACUGACCAAAUGUCAGCGUGAAGGCUGGAUAAAACUUGCUUUCUACCUUUUAUCCUUUUUUUACUACCUCUACGGAAUGAUUUACUCCCUCAUUUCUGCCUAAAUCCUCUGAUGAACUGGUCAUGAAAUAAUGGAUGUUCAAAUACGAUGUUAGUCUACGUACGAAACCAGCACCAAAGGACAGCCUCAAUUUUUUGCCCUGACUUCAAAGUGGCUGCAAGGACUGAUGUUUUUUAUUUAAUUCGACCCACAUCUCAUAUUGAGAAGCAAAGAUUGCAGUCAGUAUUCGCCAACGAAACAUAAAAUGUGUCAUAUUUGGGAGCAUUUGAGACAGACUUUUAACUUAUUUCAGUUGCUACAAUAAUUUUUGUUGGGGAAUUCUUUACUUGCACACAUAUUUAAAUAUUGAUGCAAAAACAGAAGAAUAAAAUUCUACGACUUGA